UUCAACUUUCUUGACAGGGGAAGGGCUGAGCAUGCGUUGUUCUACUAGUUAUUCCGGUUCAAUUAGUUAUACUCGCUUGAUGUGCUUUAGAAAGGUUAUAAUAAGGGGUUUGUUCUGUGCUCUGUCAAGGUUUUUUUGUACUUUGACUACUUUGAUCGGCUUGUUCUUAUUUAACGGGGUCUGAGAUACACUCGUCAGAUUAACAUGGAGUCAGAUGAUGAGUGCGAGUAUGACUCCACAUGGGAGCAUAAAUACGAAAAUAAAACCCCCAGAAAGAAGGUGUUUCACAAAUGGAGUCGUAGGAACAUGUAUGCUGCAAGGCACAUGCAAGACUUUCGACAUAAUGUUCACAUUGAUGAAUUUCACCAGCAGUGGUGGGGUGAAUAUGAGAGGCUGGAAGAUGUUCACUCCUACAUUCAAUGGUUGUUUCCAAUACAAGAGCCAGGGGUGAAUUGGAGAGCACAUGUGCUCACAAAAAGGAAAUUUCAGCUUUUCCGUAAAGAUAAACAAGCAAAGAGUAAAUUGGUGAAAUCAUAUAAGCUCAUGUUGGAUUUCUACGGUUUACAUUUGGCCAAUGAAUCAACAGGAGAGGUGGAACGGGCUCCUAACUGGAAGGAUCACUUUAGGAACCUGAACAGAUUUGUAUAUUCACACAAUAACCUUCGCAUCACACGCAUCCUGAAGUGUUUGGGGACUCUAGGAUUGAAGCACUACCAGGCCCCACUGGUCAAGUUCUUCCUCCAUGAAACUCUUGUGGUGGGACACCUUCAAAGUCUAAAACAAAGUGUACUAGAUUACUUUAUGUUUGCUGUUUUGGACAAGUCAGAGAGACGAGAGCUGGUUAGAUUUGCCUUUAAGCAUUUCAAGCCCCAAGAACAGUUUGUCUGGGGCCCCAAGAAGUUUCUGUCAGGUGAGGUACAUAGCAAAAGUUAAAAAUUCAGUCAUGCUACAUGUAAUAAGCAGCAAAGGGAGUGGACAGCAGGGACACAAUAAAUGAAGGAAAAACGUAAUUAUAGUGAACUGUCAAAAUAUACUGUAUGCCUUGAAUACAGUGGAGGUUACUUUGGGCAAAAGUGUCUGCCAAAUGCAUAAAUGUAAAUGUGAAAACAAUAAAAUCAUAGAAAAGUGAGAUGAAAAGAUAAUAUUGAUGAUGGUGAUGUUAAUAUGACAACAGCUACAUCACCAAGCAUGUCUUGUGAUGCUCCUGAGGAUAGAGGUUUCAGCAUUUGUUCCUUUAUUUAUUUAUUUUUUUAAUUAAUUAAAUGAAAACUUCUGUUGAUGAAUCAAGGCUGCACUAUAUGAAAAUUAGCUCCAGUAAAUGUUUAAAUCAUUUUAACAUUUUUAUGUAUGAUUUUUUUUUUAAAUGUAUGUUGCUUAUUUUUUAAUAAAUUAGAAACAUGCUUGCACGAAUAUAUUUCACUUUUGUAAAGUGUGUACACUUGUGGUCCAGUGGGAAUAAACAGUUUACAA
Messenger RNA from Sinocyclocheilus anshuiensis, 1470 nucleotides. RefSeq names its product opioid growth factor receptor-like. The transcript is spliced from 6 exons. Gene Ontology annotation, molecular function: opioid growth factor receptor activity. Gene Ontology annotation, cellular component: membrane. NCBI's taxonomy places the organism in Eukaryota, Metazoa, Chordata, Actinopteri, Cypriniformes, Cyprinidae. The coding region runs from base 205 to 933 and encodes 242 amino acids. The record is from RefSeq and is a predicted model, not a curated record.